Messenger RNA from Kwoniella botswanensis, 1779 nucleotides. RefSeq lists its product as uncharacterized. The coding region runs from base 1 to 1779 and encodes 592 amino acids. Gene Ontology annotation, biological process: carbohydrate metabolic process. Gene Ontology annotation, molecular function: hydrolase activity, hydrolyzing O-glycosyl compounds. The transcript has 8 exons. NCBI's taxonomy places the organism in Eukaryota, Fungi, Basidiomycota, Tremellomycetes, Tremellales, Cryptococcaceae. The record is from RefSeq and is a predicted model, not a curated record.
AUGUCACAUCUCCUCAUCCUUCUCUCCCUCUCCCUCUGCAUACCCACUAUAACGGCUCAACUCACGCCUUCACCCACUUACACCCCUCCGACCGCAUCAGCAGGUCUAGCCUCUUCCACUGCCACCCCCAACACACAAUGGUCGAACAUACUCGGUAACUCAUUGUACUUUUACGAUGCACAGCGGUCAGGUAGACUGAGCGAAGGAUCGUAUGCGAAUAGAGUAGCAUGGAGGAACGAUAGUGCCCUUCAAGAUGGGGAGGAUUAUGGAUUGGACUUGAUAGGAGGGUUUUACGAUGCGGGGGACUAUAUUAAAGCGACUUUUCCUCUGACAUUUACUCUUUUCGCUUUGGCUUGGGGGGCUCUUACGCACGGAGAAGGAUACGACCAAGCUCAGCAGACGGCUUAUCUCGAUGGUACACUUAGAUGGGGGUAUGACUGGCUGAUUAAGGCUCAUCCGUCCGAUGAUGUUCUGUUCGUGCAAGUUGGUUCUGGUGAUGUGGACAAUGCGUACUGGGGCGGCGAUGAGAACAUACCGACACCUCGACCGGCAUACCCCGUUAAUUCCUCUGCUCCCGGCACCGACGCAUGGUCCUCAGCAGCAGCAGCCUUUGCGCUUGGCUCGAUGCUAUAUACACCUUCCAUAUCCUACAACCUGACCUCCUCAUCUUCUCCACCUAUCUCACCAUCACUGGGAAAUUCCACUUACUCCUCUCUUCUCCUCUCGCACGCUAGGUCGUUGUAUGACGUUGCCAACUCUACAAGCCCAAAGUCGACUUACUAUGAAAGUCUAGGGGAAGAGGUCGCAGCAUACGCUUCAUCGAACUGGCAAGAUGACUAUGUAUUAUCUGCCUUAUCCUUGGCUAUAGCUACCAACCAAUCGGAUUAUUACCUAGAUGCCUAUAAUGGGUAUGUCGGAUAUGCUUUAUCGGGCCUGAAGGAAGUAUGGAAUUGGGAUUCAGCGAUACCCGCCAUAUAUGUCAUGUUCAGUGAAGUGGCCAUUACCCGACCUGGAUUGGCUUUGGAAGUAGGGUUAGAUACAAACUUGACGGGCUGGAGGAACGAGACGGAAGCCUAUUUCGAUAGUAUCCUCGAUGGGAGUUUCAAGAGGAGUUAUCUGACUAAAGGCGGUCUACUCUACUUUGACGGGGAUUCGGAUGAAGCUUCACUCAACCCUGCAAUGGCUAUCGCGAUGUUGAUGUUCAGAUAUGCGCCUAUUGCUUCGAGCCAAGAGAAAACAGAUCAGUAUAACGCUUUCGCUCAUGGCCAGCUGGAGUACAUGUUAGGUAACAACCCAAUGAAUGCUGUGUAUCUGGUCGGAUCCCAUCCCAACUCACCCCAAAAUCCUCACUCGGCUCCAGCGUCGGGAGGAACCGAUAUCUUACAUAUAAGAGAUUCACCACCUACUGAGGCUUAUGUAUUAUAUGGAGCGAUGGUCGGAGGACCUCUGGAUAAUGAUAGAUUCUGGGAUUGGAGGGACGAUUGGGUGCAGACUGAAAUAGCAUUGGAUUAUAAUGCUAUGAUACCUACUCUGGCUGCAAUGCAGCUCGUCAAUCAAACUUCCGACCCAUACUACGUCCAAGUUCAAGCUGGUACAUACUCAAUACCCUCGGGGCAACCUUGUGACCCAGCCCUACCUUGCGGAGGAGGCUUGUCCAAAGGUGCCAAAGCAGGUAUCGCCGUUGGCGUUAUAUUUGGCGUAUUGUUCAUACUGGCUGGUAUAUUCUAUUGGAAGAGGAAACAGAUGGCGAGGUGGUGGAGAAAGGGUUAUAGAAGGUAG